AGGGUAGAGGAGGAGCUCAAGUUUUUUGGUGACUCUCCAGCACAUCAGGAUAAUGUGAACCGCAGAGCAGCUGCAGGAGGACGAGGAAUGAGUUCUGGUGAAGCCCAUAGAAGAAAUGCAAGAGCAAGUGCUGGAUCUGAGAACAGCUUUGAGCGAUCACCACUCCAUCCACAGUCGAGGGUCACAGGGAGGGGAGGUGGGGUUUCAUCUCCCUCAUGGGAAGGAAGGGGUUCACAUGAAAAUAGCCAUGGCACUCCUGGAAGAUCUCGACUCAGACCCAAGGGCGAUAACAGUCCUGAUAAAGGUGCUGCUGUUCCAAAAUUUGGUGAAUGGGAUGAGAGUAACCCUGCAUCAGUUGAUUGUUAUGAAACUAUUCUCACAUUGCGGGAGGAGAGAAUUUUUGGGGGAAGGGCACCAGGCAUGCCAAAUGAAUCACAUCACCCAAACACCCGGCAGCCUCCUCAAACUGAUGGUGUUAAUGCUGACAGGGAAAAGUCCAAAAUCAGCAGCAGCUUGAAGAGGGAACCCGAGCUCAGCAACUUGAAUAGGAAAGCCCGACCAGAAGCACGUAUGAUCCAGCCUGCAGAGGAAAGCUCACGCAGAAAUCUUUUUUGAAGAGAAGAAGACUGCUUAAAGAGGAAUGUAAAUAUAUGUGUGUGUGUAUUUGAGAAACGAUAUCAUGUAAUUAUGGUGUAGAAAUAUCAUACUAUUUAAAACAAUCUGGGGUAUAAAUACAUAAUUUGUAGAAAA
Molecule: messenger RNA, 750 nt
Organism: Carica papaya (papaya)
Lineage: Eukaryota; Viridiplantae; Streptophyta; Magnoliopsida; Brassicales; Caricaceae
Source: RefSeq, a predicted model, not a curated record